Molecule: messenger RNA, 1388 nt
Organism: Haemorhous mexicanus (house finch)
Lineage: Eukaryota; Metazoa; Chordata; Aves; Passeriformes; Fringillidae
Gene: PYCR1
Product: pyrroline-5-carboxylate reductase 1
Exons: 7
Coding region: 90-1037 (315 amino acids)
Biological process (GO): L-proline biosynthetic process
Molecular function (GO): pyrroline-5-carboxylate reductase activity
Source: RefSeq, a predicted model, not a curated record
GGCUGCGCGUCCCCGUCCCGCCGCGCGGCCUCGCCUCCGUGCGCGCGCGGCCACGUGUACGGCGGCGGGGCCGGUCCGGCAGCACCGGGAUGAGCGUGGGCUUCAUCGGCGCGGGGCAGCUCGCCUUCGCCCUGGCCCGCGGCUUCACCGCGGCAGGGGUCCUGGCUGCGCACAAGAUCACGGCGAGCUCCCCGGACACAGAGCUGCCCACCGUGAGCGGGCUGCGGAAAAUGGGAGUGAACUUCACGGUGAGCAACAAGGACACGGUGAAGAGCAGCGAUGUCCUCUUCCUGGCCGUAAAGCCGCCCAUCAUCCCCUUCAUCCUGGAGGAGGUGGGCCCCGACAUCGAGGCGCGGCACAUCGUGGUAUCCUGCGCGGCCGGCGUCACCAUCAGCUCCAUCGAGAAGAAACUCUCUACCUUCUGCCCCACACCAAAAGUGAUCAGGUGCAUGACCAACACCCCUGUGAUAGUCCGGGAAGGUGCUACAGUCUAUGCCACUGGCACUCAUGCGGAUGUGGAAGAUGGGAAGCUUUUGGAGCAGCUGAUGGCCAGUGUGGGCUUCUGCACCGAGGUGGAAGAGGACCUCAUCGAUGCUGUAACGGGGCUCAGUGGCAGUGGCCCUGCGUAUGCGUUCACUGCCCUGGAUGCUCUUGCAGAUGGAGGAGUGAAGAUGGGCCUUCCCCGCAGGCUGGCAGUUCGGCUGGGAGCACAGGCUUUGCUGGGUGCUGCCAAAAUGCUGUUAGAAUCUGAGCAGCAUCCGGGUCAGCUGAAGGACAAUGUCUGCUCACCCGGGGGAGCCACCAUCCAUGCCCUGCACUUCCUGGAGAGUGGUGGCUUUCGCUCUCUCCUCAUCAACGCUGUGGAGGCUUCCUGUAUCCGGACAAGGGAGCUGCAGCAUUUGGCAGACCAAGAGAAGAUUUCCCCAGCAGCCAUAAAGAAAACGUUGCUGGACAAGGUGAAGCUGGAGUCUCCUUCUCUGUCUGUGGCAUCUGCUAGCAAAGUCAGUCUGUUCACCAGCAAGAGCAAGAAGAACUGAGCAGACUGCUGCAUUCUGGCAGUGCUGAAUGUCAGUGUCCUGGCUGCAGCCAGGACAGGGUUAAUCUUUGCAGUAGCCAGGAAUGGUGGCCAGGACCCUGGUUAUUCUAUACACAUGGACAAAGGGGAGGGGAGGGCUUGCAGCAGGGGAGAGGGGUUGGAGAAGGAUGGGGAGAAGGGGUCCCUCUGGCUGGGUGCAUGAAGUGAGCAGUGGGAGCAGCAUCAUGUUGCACGUGGUGAGCAAUCAUGUGUGAAUUCUUCACCUCUCUCCUACACUCUUCUUAGUAUUGUUGCUGUUAUUAUUUGUUUUCUCAUCUCAUUACUGCUUCCAGUAAAUUGUUCUUGUAGCAAA